CCAACGCUUCAGUCUCUUAUUUCAUAUCAAUGUGGGCAUGAGUAUUCCAGGAAUAAUGCUGUUCCGUCAGAUUUUUCUCAUCAGUCUUGCGUUUUUUGGGAUGAUAUUGAGUGGGCUCAUUUACCUGAACAGUAAUCAGAACAGCUGCAAUCAGCAGAUAAUACAGCAAGUUGUCAUCAAGGAAACAUGGAAGCAAAAGGCUGUUGGAUUGCUGGGGUUGUUGUACGACCAGCCGAGUGCGUCGGUAGGUCGGACAGAUGUUGCUUCUGUGACACCAUGGUCAGCUCCAAUCAUUUGGGAGGGAACCUUUGACCCCACACUGAUUGACUCUAUCUACAAACAACAGAAUCUCACCAUAGCAACCACUGCCUUCGCUUUGGGAAAAUACACUCGUUUUGUCAAAGACUUUCUGGAGUCAGCAGAGGAGCAUUACUUUGUUGGAUUUCGAGUGCAUUACUACUUGUUUACAGAUCAACCAGAAUCAGUUCCUGAAGUGAAGAUGGGUGAAAACCGCAGUUUGACAGUUCUAAAGGUUCAGAGUUUGAACAGAUGGCAGGACAUCAGUAUGAAAAGGAUGGAAAAACUGGAAAAACUAAUAGAGAAUGAACUGUCCAGUGAGGUCUACGACUAUAUUUUCUGCCUUGACAUAGAUGGAAAGUUCUAUGGCCGGUGGGGUGCGGAGUCUUUGGGUCGUCUGGUAGGUGUGAUACAUCCUUGGUUCUAUAAUGUUCCAAGGAAUCAAUUCACAUAUGAGCGUAGACCAGAGUCUCUAGCAUACAUUCCAGCUGGGGAAGGUGAUUAUUAUUAUGCUGGUGCUGCAUUUGGUGGCACUUUGGAGGAUGUACUUCAUCUCACCAAAACCUGCAGCAAGCAGCUGAAAAUUGAUGCUGCAAACUCCAUUGAGGCGUUAUGGCAAGAGGAAUCUCACUUGAACAAGUAUUUCCUUUUGAACAAACCUAGUAAACUGCUCUCUCCUGAAUAUAUGUGGCGGAGCAUCAGUGAAGGUGCAGCCCAAAUAAAAAUAGUUCGCUUCACUAGCGUACCUAAAAACUAUGCUGAAGUUCGUCCAAACACAUAAAAACUGUUGCCAGUAUUCAGCUACACUGACAUGGUGUGUUCUUACAGUCGUACCAUAAGACAUUGUGAAUCUGUUAACAGGUCAUACUGGCAACAGGGAAGUCAACAUCUGCCACCAAGAAAUGGAUAAUCGCAGACAUGUACAGAUGUUUAUGAGCACAAUGUGGCAUCAGAAACUAAAUCUGCCAAAACACUCACAAUACGAACUUAUCAAACUUUUGGCAAUACUCUUUAUUAUGAAACCGAACUCAAUUUGCGUGUUUUGAAAGCACCGACAAUCCUUUGUUUUACCACUUUUAUUGAGAGAGUUGAGGGAGGAUGUUUAGGGAGCUACAAGGACUAAAGUUAAAACUAAAUAUCAUAUUUAAAUGAUAUUUUCUGGGUAAUACUGCAAAAAUAUAACCUGCCUUUUUGUAUGCUUGGGUAUCCACUAAAAUAAUGUGUAACAUACAACAUUUUGACACUGUAAAACAAAUUUACAACUAUGUUAUACAUGUAUAUUAUUUAUAUAAAUAUUAUAUCCUUUGAAUUGUAUAUGUUUAUAUUUGUAUAACUAUGUAUACUUGUUUAAUACUUGUAUAAUUAAAUGUUUUUAUGAAUAUACAUUUUAACAUAAACACAUUAUUAACUAUUAUAUAGAUAAUAGCACACUAAACUAAACUCAAUGAUAAGAGAAAGAAAGACAAAAAAAAUCACUGUUUACUAUUGUCCCCUUGCAUUAAUGAUACACAAUUUUCCUGUUUGACAAGUUAUAUUCUAU
This is a messenger RNA of Labeo rohita (rohu), 1837 nucleotides long. Its product is annotated as globoside alpha-1,3-N-acetylgalactosaminyltransferase 1. The coding region runs from base 38 to 1078 and encodes 346 amino acids. The record is from RefSeq and is a predicted model, not a curated record. Gene Ontology annotation, molecular function: hexosyltransferase activity. The transcript is spliced from 7 exons. NCBI's taxonomy places the organism in Eukaryota, Metazoa, Chordata, Actinopteri, Cypriniformes, Cyprinidae. Gene Ontology annotation, biological process: carbohydrate metabolic process. Gene Ontology annotation, cellular component: Golgi apparatus; vesicle; membrane.